AUGUCAUCCGUCAUGCAUUACUAUCCAGUGCAUCAGCCCAAGAUGAACGCCUACCCAGCGCCGGUGGCCAAGUACAGCAAUCUUCUGUAUGGCCAUCAUCAAGGCACGCCACAAGUGAUGCAGCAAUCACAGCCAAACCCAUCAGUGGUGAUGCCCACUUACCAGCCACCAGCAACACUGCCCGAGUCCGUGGGCGAGCAGCCGGGGCAGCAGCUGUCCUCCGAUGAGAACAUGCCACUGCAGCCGGCACAGGGGCAGCGCGUCAAGCUGAAGCGUUCCCGCACCGCAUUCACCAGCGUGCAGCUGGUGGAGCUGGAGAACGAGUUCAAGAGUAACAUGUAUCUGUACAGGACACGUCGUAUUGAGAUUGCGCAGCGUCUGUCGCUGUGCGAGCGUCAGGUGAAGAUCUGGUUCCAGAACCGACGCAUGAAAUUCAAGAAGGACAUUCAGGGUCAUCGCCAGCGCGACUCCAAGCCGAAUGCCAAGCUGACGCAGCCUCAAACGGAGCAGAGUGCCCAUCGCGGCAUUGUGCAGCGGCUCAUGUCCUACUCCCAGGAUCCCAGCGCUGAGAAACGGGCAGCUCUUCCGACUCCAAGCGCAAUCCCAACUACGCUGCCACAUCCUGUACAAAACUACUAUACACAGACCAAGCCCAAGCCGAAGCCCCAAGCGAUGCCGAGUGGCACGUCGGAUCUCAAUGAAAUUCUGGAACAUCUGGCGCAAUCGACAACGGCGCCCGCACCAAAUGCUUUGCCCACGACCUCAGCUUCCAGUGGACACUAUUCCUACAAUGUGGAUCUAGUGUUGCAGAGCAUCAAACAGGAUCUGGAGGCAGCGGCGCAGGCCUGGUCCAAGUCGAACCCAACGCAGACCAGCAGGCAUCAUGCCGCUGAGACCCAUGCCAUACAUCCCACCUCAUCGAUAUCCAUGAAUUUAUCGUGGGGAGAGCCCGUCGCCAAGUCAAGAAAAUUGAGUCUCUCCCACAUGAAUCCCUGCACGACCACAUUUGACUACCACAAUUGA
Messenger RNA from Drosophila novamexicana, 1023 nucleotides. RefSeq names its product protein zerknuellt. The record is from RefSeq and is a predicted model, not a curated record. NCBI's taxonomy places the organism in Eukaryota, Metazoa, Arthropoda, Insecta, Diptera, Drosophilidae. Bases 1 to 1023 code for a protein of 340 amino acids. Gene Ontology annotation, molecular function: DNA-binding transcription factor activity, RNA polymerase II-specific; RNA polymerase II cis-regulatory region sequence-specific DNA binding. The transcript has 2 exons. Gene Ontology annotation, biological process: regulation of transcription by RNA polymerase II. Gene Ontology annotation, cellular component: nucleus.